GUCAGUUCCGAUCCAAAUCCCGUCGCUACUCGCCCAUCCCCUUCGCCGCAGCGCCGCCGCCUCUGAUCUCCACCCUCCUCGACGCGGCGACUCUGCUUUACGCCCUUACGCGGCGGAGGCAAACAGAUCAAGGAUAACACAAAAUCAUACUUUGAAGAGGUGUCUUGUGCCAAUCACUGGAAUAAUGACUCCGUCGGCAUCUGUUGGAAAGGAAGUCAACUUGAAGGAAGUCAACUUCAACUUGAAGGAGGAUAAGAACAUACCCUGUGCUAUUCAGUUUGUAACGACGAUGUUGGGGACGUCUUCAACAUUGACGAUCGGGGACCGGAACAAGAAGUUCAGGGUGAGCCGUUCUUCGACUUGGAUAACGGUUGUCUUCACACAGUCUAUGUUCAUUGCCACCACAGCAGGUUGGAUCUACGACAUGUAUAAUAAACCUAUCUGGAAUGCCGGCUUCCCAUGGUGGCUGCCAGUUGCUGUGUUGUUGGGCGCCUACCUGGCAGUGGUAGACCUGGCGCGUGGGUAUUUGACCCUCUUCGUGCCACAGGCACCCUUGGCGGCAUGGAAUGCACUUGACGAAGUUGGCUUCAAGGUGAUUGGAUUUUCUGUCAUCUUAAUCUCUGUCCCUGUUUUCUUGUUUGACCAGGCGUGGCUGCACAUCACCUUUGCUUGCCUUCUUAGUGUCCUCAUUGCUACCAUACUUGCCUUCUGUGUCUGUCUUGUUCGCACGUACCGGCAAUAGCCCUCUUGGCACCUAGCGGCUUUGUUUAUGGUUUGGAUGUCGUUUGCUAGUAGACGAAUAAGCUUGUCUCUCCAAGCCAAAGUCGCCCCUUUUGUGUAAACAGUCGGUGCCACUCAUGUGUUGUUGUUGUUAUUAUUAUUAUUAUUAUUAUUA
Messenger RNA from Triticum aestivum (bread wheat), 895 nucleotides. RefSeq lists its product as uncharacterized. The record is from RefSeq and is a predicted model, not a curated record. Bases 185 to 742 code for a protein of 185 amino acids. Lineage: Eukaryota; Viridiplantae; Streptophyta; Magnoliopsida; Poales; Poaceae. The transcript has 2 exons.